Protopolystoma xenopodis is the source of this 348-nucleotide messenger RNA. Lineage: Eukaryota; Metazoa; Platyhelminthes; Monogenea; Polystomatidea; Polystomatidae. The record is from the annotation of a GenBank genome assembly.
CUGGGCUCUAUCUUUGUUUUCGACCUAAGGAGCUCAAUUAACAUGGGACGACUUGUACAUCGUUGGGUUGAUGAGGGCUGCACCUCUGGCUCCAGCAUUGCGCUUUCUCCUGCUUCAAAUUGGACCGCUUGUGGUUCUGAUAGUGGUUAUGUAAACCUGUACAAUUUUCAAACUGGCUUCCACCCGGCUACCUCGAAUCCUAAGCCAACACACUCGAUCGGCAAUCUGACUAGCCGAGCUGAUCUGCUUGCCUUUCAUCCUUCCAACGAGUUGCUCUGUUUCGCCUCGUCUGCUCAGAAGGCAGCGAUUCGCCUGGCCAUUUAUCUUCUAACUGUCGCCUUAAAUUGA